AAAUUUCGGACGGAGAAGUAGAAACGUGAUUUGAUAUCAGUCAUUUGAAGAAACCUUGAUCGCGUUAAAUGAGGACAUUGCCAACGAUAAAGACAGGUUUAAAAGUUAAAAACAUAAAACACUAAAGACGAAGCUUCCUCGUGUGGACAAUUGAAAACGAAAGAAGAAGAACUGAAAAGAACUGAUGAUGUUCUACACCAAACUCUGGUAGUAUCGAAUCGGACAGAUAAGAGAAAGUGAAGAAUUCCUAGAGGGAACAUUUACAGGAGUGUACAAAGAAAUAGCUUUAUAAUUAAUUGCUAGGAACAAGUGGCAGGACACAGAUGAAAGAAGCUGGUGAAGAAAAAUAAAAAUACGACUCAGCAUUUUACAUAAUAGGUGGCAGAGAUGGGACAGCUAUUGACUAACUUGCUAAAGCAAUUACUAGGAGACAGUGAAACAGAUAACACAACGCUGAAGUAUCGAGUUAGCAGCCUGCGAAAACAGUUGAUCACAGCGAAGCAACAAAUGGUAGAAUACCAAACGGAAGUGUUUGACUUGCAAAGACAAUUACAACGAAGUAGUGCGGACAAAGCAACAUCAAAGAAGGAGUUAAGAGAGGAACGAGGACGAGUUAUAAACUUAGAAAGACAGUUAAGCACGACAAAGCAACAACUGGUAAGGAGUCAAACACAAUUGAUUGAUCUGCAAAGACAACUGCCAGCGAGAGAGCAGGAAGUAACUGAUCUGCAAAGGCAAUUGAGUAACUUGCAGGAUCAAUUAGAAGAAAACAGCACAAAUACGACACAAGUGGAGGAGCAGUUAAGUGUGGCAUUGCUACGAGAGGCAGACAGAAAAAAUCAACUGACCGAUUUGAAAGAACAAUUACGUGAAAAAAUCAGAGCUAGAACCAUCUUAAAGGAGCAAGUAAGUGAGGAAAGACAUCGAGUUUUUAACUUGCAAAGGCAGUUAAGCACAAUAAAGCACCAACUGGAAGCAAAGCAGAUGCAAUCGACUGAUUUGGAAGGACAAUUACGAGAAAAGGUCGCGGAUAUGGCAAACAUAGAGGAACAAUUACGAAGGGAACAAGAACGAGUUAUUAUCCUGCAAAAACAGUUAAGCACAACGCAGGAACAACUGGUAGAGAAGCAGAAGCAAUUGGCUGAGUUGCAGAGACAACUGACAACGAAGGACCAACAAGUUACUAUUCUGCACAGACAUCUGACAGUGAGACACCAACAAGUCACUGAUUUGCAAAGCCAUGUGACAGCAAAGAACCAGGAAGCCACUGAAUUGCCAGGGAAACUGACAGCAAGAGACCAACAGAUAGCUGAGCUCCAAGGACAACUGGCAGCGAGCAACGAGCAGCUUUCUGAUAGGCAAAGACAAGUGACAGAGAAAGAACGACGAAUUACUGAUUUGCAAGAAGAAGUGAGAGCGAGAGACCAACAAGUUACCGACCUGCAAGGACAACUGGCAACGAGCAAUGAACAAGUUACUAGUCUCCAACCACAACUGGUAGCGAGCAAUGAACAAGUUACUGAUCUGCAAGCACAACUGGCAACGAGCAACGAUCAGGUUUCUGAUCUACAAGGGCAACUGGCAACGAGCAACGAAGAAGUUUCUGAUCUGCAAAGACAACUGGCAGCGAGCAACGAAGAAGUUACUCAUCUACAACGACAACUGACAGGGAAAGAGCAGCAAGUUACUGAUCUGCAAGGACAACUAACAGCGAGCAACGAGCAAGAUACUGGUCUGCAAAGACAAGCUGUAGCAAGCGAUCAGCAAGUUUCUGAUCUGCAAGGACAGAUGACAGGCUCAGCGAGCAACGAUCAAGUUACCGAAUUACCAAGGCAAAUGACAGCUAGAGAAACGCAAGCCACUUAUCUUGAAGGAGAAGUGACAGCGCGUGGCCAACGAGGUACCUAUUUGCAAGGCCUACUGAGAGAAAGGAACGAACAUGUUGCUGAUCUGCCAAGGCGAGUGACAGCAAGAGACCAACAAGUUGCUGAUCUGGGCGAACAUCUGACUGUGAGCAACGAACUGGUUAUCGAUCUGCAAGAACGAUUAGUAGCGAGCAACGAACAAGUUAAUGGUCUGCAAAGGGAACUGACAGCGAGCAACCUUCAAGUCACAUAUCUUGAAGGUGAAGUGAGGGCGAAAGACCAACAAGUUGUUGAUCUGCAAGAACAACUAUCACUGAGUAACGAACAGGUUUCUGAUCUGCAGGGACAACUGGUAGGGACCGACGAACAUGUUACUGAUCUGCAAAGACAGGUGAUUGCGAGGGACCAACUAGUCAGUGAUCUGGAACGACAACUGGCUGCGAAAGACCGACAGGUUUUCAACCUUCAAAGACAGAGAACAGAGAGAUACCAACAAGUUACUGAUCUUCAAGGGCAAGUAGCUGCGAGAGACCAACUGGUAACUUACCUGCAAGAAGAGGUGACUGCGGGAUACCAACAAGUAACUGAUUUGCACGGGCAACUGACUGCGAGAUACCAGGACGUUACUGAUCUACAUGGGCAACUGACUACGAGAUGCCAACAAGUAACUGACUUGCAAAGACAACUGCCAGCGAGAUAUCGACAAGUUAUUGAUCUACAAGGACAAGGGAGAACAAGAGACGAACAAGCUACUGACCUGGAAGGACGACUGACAUCAAGAGACCAACAAGGUACAGAUCUGGAAGAGGAAUUGAUAGCCAAAGAAGAACAAGUUACUAAUCUUCAAGGGCAACUGACAGCAAGAGACCAACAAGUCAGUUAUCUGGAAGAAGAGGUGAGAGCGAGAGACCAACAAAUUACUGAUCUGGAAAGGCAAGUGACAACGAGAAACCAACAAGUUACUAAUCUGCAAGAACAACUGACAGCGAGCGACGAACGAGUUACUGAUUUGCAAGAACGGCUGACGGCUAAAGACCAGGAAGUUACUGAUCUGGAAGGAGAAGUGACCGAGAGGGAUCAACAGGUUACUGACCUGCAAAGAGAACUGGACACGCUCAGAGAUCGUGCAAGAGAACAAGUGGCAGAGAUGGGACAGCUAUUGACUAACUUGCUAAAGCAAUUACUAGGAGACAGUGAAACAGAUAACACAACGCUGAAGUAUCGAGUUAGCAGCCUGCGAAAACAGUUGAUCACAGCGAAGCAACAAAUGGUAGAAUACCAAACGGAAGUGUUUGACUUGCAAAGACAAUUACAACGAAGUAGUGCGGACAAAGCAACAUCAAAGAAGGAGUUAAGAGAGGAACGAGGACGAGUUAUAAACUUAGAAAGACAGUUAAGCACGACAAAGCAACAACUGGUAAGGAGUCAAACACAAUUGAUUGAUCUGCAAAGACAACUGCCAGCGAGAGAGCAGGAAGUAACUGAUCUGCAAAGGCAAUUGAGUAACUUGCAGGAUCAAUUAGAAGAAAACAGCACAAAUACGACACAAGUGGAGGAGCAGUUAAGUGUGGCAUUGCUACGAGAGGCAGACAGAAAAAAUCAACUGACCGAUUUGAAAGAACAAUUACGUGAAAAAAUCAGAGCUAGAACCAUCUUAAAGGAGCAAGUAAGUGAGGAAAGACAUCGAGUUUUUAACUUGCAAAGGCAGUUAAGCACAAUAAAGCACCAACUGGAAGCAAAGCAGAUGCAAUCGACUGAUUUGGAAGGACAAUUACGAGAAAAGGUCGCGGAUAUGGCAAACAUAGAGGAACAAUUACGAAGGGAACAAGAACGAGUUAUUAUCCUGCAAAAACAGUUAAGCACAACGCAGGAACAACUGGUAGAGAAGCAGAAGCAAUUGGCUGAGUUGCAGAGACAACUGACAACGAAGGACCAACAAGUUACUAUUCUGCACAGACAUCUGACAGUGAGACACCAACAAGUCACUGAUUUGCAAAGCCAUGUGACAGCAAAGAACCAGGAAGCCACUGAAUUGCCAGGGAAACUGACAGCAAGAGACCAACAGAUAGCUGAGCUCCAAGGACAACUGGCAGCGAGCAACGAGCAGCUUUCUGAUAGGCAAAGACAAGUGACAGGGAAAGAACGACGAAUUACUGAUUUGCAAGAAGAAGUGAGAGCGAGAGACCAACAAGUUACCGACCUGCAAGGACAACUGGCAACGAGCAAUGAACAAGUUACUAGUCUCCAACCACAACUGGUAGCGAGCAAUGAACAAGUUACUGAUCUGCAAGCACAACUGGCAACGAGCAACGAUCAGGUUUCUGAUCUACAAGGGCAACUGGCAACGAGCAACGAAGAAGUUUCUGAUCUGCAAAGACAACUGGCAGCGAGCAACGAAGAAGUUACUCAUCUACAACGACAACUGACAGGGAAAGAGCAGCAAGUUACUGAUCUGCAAGGACAACUAACAGCGAGCAACGAGCAAGAUACUGGUCUGCAAAGACAAGCUGUAGCAAGCGAUCAGCAAGUUUCUGAUCUGCAAGGACAGAUGACAGGCUCAGCGAGCAACGAUCAAGUUACCGAAUUACCAAGGCAAAUGACAGCUAGAGAAACGCAAGCCACUUAUCUUGAAGGAGAAGUGACAGCGCGUGGCCAACGAGGUACCUAUUUGCAAGGCCUACUGAGAGAAAGGAACGAACAUGUUGCUGAUCUGCCAAGGCGAGUGACAGCGGGAGACCAACAAGUUGCUGAUCUGGGCGAACAUCUGACUGUGAGCAACGAACUGGUUAUCGAUCUGCAAGAACGAUUAGUAGCGAGCAACGAACAAGUUAAUGGUCUGCAAAGGGAACUGACAGCGAGCAACCUUCAAGUCACAUAUCUUGAAGGUGAAGUGAGGUCGAAAGACCAACAAGUUUUUGAUCUGCAAGAACAACUAUCACUGAGUAACGAACAGGUUUCUGAUCUGCAGGGACAACUGGUAGGGACCGACGAACAUGUUACUGAUAUGCAAAGACAGGUGAUUGCGAGGGACCAACUAGUCAGUGAUCUGGAACGACAACUGGCUGCGAAAGACCGACAGGUUUUCAACCUUCAAACACAGAGAACAGAGAGAUACCAACAAGUUACUGAUCUUCAAGGGCAAGUAGCUGCGAGAGACCAACUGGUAACUUACCUGCAAGAAGAGGUGACUGCGGGAUACCAACAAGUAACUGAUUUGCACGGGCAACUGACUGCGAGAUACCAGGACGUUACUGAUCUACAUGGGCAACUGACUACGAGAUGCCAACAAGUAACUGACUUGCAAAGACAACUGCCAGCGAGAUAUCGACAAGUUAUUGAUCUACAAGGACAAGGGAGAACAAGAGACGAACAAGCUACUGACCUGGAAGGACGACUGACAUCAAGAGACCAACAAGGUACAGAUCUGGAAGAGGAAUUGAUAGCCAAAGAAGAACAAGUUACUAAUCUUCAAGGGCAACUGACAGCAAGAGACCAACAAGUCAGUUAUCUGGAAGAAGAGGUGAGAGCGAGAGACCAACAAAUUACUGAUCUGGAAAGGCAAGUGACAACGAGAAACCAACAAGUUACUAAUCUGCAAGAACAACUGACAGCGAGCGACGAACGAGUUACUGAUUUGCAAGAACGGCUGACGGCUAAAGACCAGGAAGUUACUGAUCUGGAAGGAGAAGUGACCGAGAGGGAUCAACAGGUUACUGACCUGCAAAGAGAACUGGACACGCUCAGAGAUCGUGCAAGAGAACAAGACCAGGCUCCCUCCACUGAUAAUAGUCAUGAAAGUCAACGAGACUGGGCAAUAAAUCGGAAUGAAAUAAUUCUUAUGCCAGAUGAGCUGCUUGGGCAAGGUGCAUGGGGGAGAGUUCUUCGAGGGAAAUUCCGUCGUUGCGAUGUGGCUGUGAAAGAAAUCUAUCAGGCCAUUCUGUCCUCUCACAACAGGGCGGCUUUUGAGCGAGAAGUGGGCAUUGCCUCAAGAUGCCGCCAUCCUUGCUUGUUGCAGUUUAUAGGAGCAGCAAACGACCAAGAAGGGCUACUACUAGUAACAGAGCUCAUGGACCGCAGUUUGAGAUCAUUAUAUGAAGAGAGACCACUCACCGAAAGAGAAAUAACUGUUAUUUCGCUGGAUGUAGCCCAAGCACUAAACUACCUACACCAGAACAAACCCGAACCCAUUAUCCACCGUGAUAUCAGCAGUGCCAAUGUGUUGCUUUGGCGACAAGGUGACGAGUGGAGAGGCAAAGUGUCGGAUUAUGGUACUGCCAAUUUCGUCCGUCAGUGUAGGAUAGAUGAUCCUGGAGCUGCGAUUUACUGCGCACCUGAGGCCCUCAGUGGAGCACAGAAUCUAAUCAUCAGCUGUAAGGUCGAUGUCUACAGUUUUGGCGUUCUUCUCUGUGAGAUGUGUGUCCGGGAAUUGCCAGAUCCCCAACAGCGAGAGACACAGAUAUCCCGUAUGCAGUGGCGCCAGUUUCAAGAGAUCGUAGAACGCUGUGUGCAGAUAGAGCCUGGGGGGAGACCAAAUAUGGAAGAGAUUAUUGAUGCCCUGGACGAAUUGGCGCUACAACGAGAUGCAGACAGACUGAACCAACUGACUGAUUUGAAAGAACAAUCACGCGAACGAAAAAGAGCCAGAGCAACCUUAAAGGAACAGGUACGAGAGGAAAAACAUCGUGUUAUUGGCCUGCAAAGACAGUUAAGCACAACAAAGCAAGAACUGGUAACGACACAGACGCAAUUGUCCAACUUGCAAGGGCAGUUACAAAGAAAGGAGGCAGAUAUGGCAAACAUAGAGGAACAAUUACGACGAGAACAAAAACGAGAUAUUUACCUGCAAAGUCAAUUAAGCACAACACAGGAACAACUGGUGGAAAAAGAGAAGCAAUUAGCUGAGUUGCAAAGGCAACUAACAGUGAUGAACCAACAAGUCACUUACCUGGAAAGACAUCUGACAGUGACACACCAACAAGCUACUGAUCUGCAUGGACAACUGGUAGCGAGCAACCAACAAGUUACUUAUCUGCAAGAUAAAGUUACAGAGAGAGACCAACAAGUUAGUGAUCUGCAAGAGCAACUGAGGCAAACGGACCAACAAGUUACCGAUCUACAAAUACAACUCACAGCAAGCAAUGAACAAGUUACUGAUCUGCAAGAACAAGUAACAGCAGGGGACCGGGAAGGUAUUGAUUCGCAAAGGCAAGAGACCGCGAGCCAAGAGCAUGUUACUGAUCUGCAAGGACAACUGGCAGCGAGCAACCAACGCGUUACUUAUCCGGAAGGACAACCUACAGCGAGCAAAGAACAAGUUACUGAAGUAGAUGGACAGCUCGUAAGGAGGAACAAGCAAGUUAAUGAUCUGGAAGGACAACUGGCAGCGAGCAACGAACACGUUACUGAUCAGGAAGGAAAACCUAUAGCGAGCAACGGACAAGUUACUGAUCUGCAAAAAAAAGUGGUGGCAAGCGACCAAGAACAAGACACAGACCAACAGAUUAAAGAUGUUCAAGGACAAGUGGCAGUGAGUACCGAGCAAGUUUCUGAUCUACAGAGGCAAUUGACAACCAGCCACCAACUAGUGACGGAUCUGCAAGGACAACUGACUGUGAGCAACGAACAGGUUACUGAUCUGCAAGGACAACUGACUGUUAGCAACGAGCAGGUUACUGAUCUGCAAGAACAAUUGUUAGCGCGCAGCGAACAAGUUAAUGGCCUGAAGGGAGAAAUGAAAAUCCCAGACGAAUGGGGAUUGUACUUUUUGCCGACCAUCCCAGAUUUUGCCGAUACAUCGGAUAUUCGCCAGAGACGAUUUCGCAUUUUUACGCAAAAGGUGACAGAGAUGGGACAUCUUUUGACUAACCCGCUAAGACAGUUACUAGGAGACAGCGAAACAGAUAACACGACUCUGAAGUAUCGAGUUAGUAGCCUGCGAAAACAGUUAAUCACUGCGAAGAAAAAAAUGGUAGAAUACCAAACGGAAGUGUUUGACUUGCAGCGACAACUAGAACGAAGCAGCACAGAUAAGGAAACUUCAAAGAAGCAGUUAACAGAGGAACGAGGACGAGUGAUCGACUUAGAAAGACAGUUAAGCACGACAAAGCAACAACUGGUAAGGAGUCAAACGGAAUUAAUCGAUCUGCAAAGACAACUACCAGUAAGAGAGCAAGAAGUCACUGAUCUGCAAAGGCAAUUGAGUAAUUUGCAAGAACAGUUGGAAGAAAACAGCACAAAUAUGACACAGGUGGAGGAGCAAUUUAGAUUGGCGCUUCAACGAGAUGCAGACAGACUGAACCAACUGACUGAUUUGAAAGAACAAUUACGCGAACGGAACAGAGCCAGAGCAACCUUAAAGGAACAGGUACGAGAGGAAAAACAUCGAGUUAUUAGCCUGCAAAGACAGUUAAGCACAACAAAGCAAGAACUGGUAACGACACAGACGCAAUUGUCCAACUUGCAAGGGCAGUUACAAAGAAAGGAGGCAGAUAUGGCAAACAUAGAGGAACAAUUACGACGAGAACAAGAACGAGAUAUUUACCUACAAAGUCAAUUAAGCGCAAGACAGGAACAACUGGUGGAAAAAGAGAGGCAAUUAGCUGAGUUGCAAAGACAACUAACAGUGAUGAACCAGCAAGUCACUUACCUGGAAAGACAUCUGACAGUGACAUACCAACAGGCUGCUGAUCUGCAUGGACAACUGGUAGCGAGAAACAAGCAAGUCAUUGAUCUUCAACGACAUGCAACAGCGAGAGACGAACAAGUUUCUGCCCUGCAAGGACACCUGGCAUCAAGCAACCAACAAGUUAUUGAUCUGCAAGGUCAAGUUACACAGAGAGACCAACAAAUUAGUGAUCUGCAAGAGCAAGUGAGGCAAACGGACGAACAAGUUACCGAUCUACAAAUACGACUCACAGCGAGCAAUGAACAAGCUACUCAUCUGCAAGAACAAGUAACAGCAGAGGACCGGGAAGCUACUGAUUUGCAAAGGCAAGAGACCGCGAGACAAGAGCAUGUUACUGAUCUGGAAGGACAACUGGCAGCGAGCAACGAACACGUUACUGAUCCGGAAGGAAAACCUAUAGCGAGCAACGGACAAGUUACUGAUCUGCAAAAAAAAGUGGUGGCAAGCGACCAAGAACAGGACACAGACCAACAGAUUAAAGAUGUUCAAGGACAAGUGGCAAGGGCCUAUCUGGGGCAAACUCCUCGCCAGAGUCCGCGCCGCUACGGGAAAGCGGUGACCUCACGCUCUAACGCCCUAACACGAUUUCGCAUUUUUACGCAAAAGGUGACAGAGAUGGGACAUCUUUUGACUAACCCGCUAAGACAGUUACUAGGAGACAGCGAAACAGAUAACACGACUCUGAAGUAUCGAGUUAGUAGCCUGCGAAAACAGUUAAUCACUGCGAAGAAAAAAAUGGUAGAAUACCAAACGGAAGUGUUUGACUUGCAGCGACAACUAGAACGAAGCAGCACAGAUAAGGAAACUUCAAAGAAGCAGUUAACAGAGGAACGAGGACGAGUGAUCGACUUAGAAAGACAGUUAAGCACGACAAAGCAACAACUGGUAAGGAGUCAAACGGAAUUAAUCGAUCUGCAAAGACAACUACCAGUCAGAGAGCAAGAAAUCGCUGAUCUGCACAGACAGUUGAGUAAUUUGCAAGAACAGUUGGAAGAAAAGAGCACAAAUAUGAUACAGGUGGAGGAGCAAUUUAGAUUGGCGCUACAACGAGAUGCAGACAGACUGAACCAACUGACUGAUUUGAAAGAACAAUCACGCGAACGAAAAAGAGCCAGAGCAACCUUAAAGGAACAGGUACGAGAGGAAAAACAUCGUGUUAUUGGCCUGCAAAGACAGUUAAGCACAACAAAGCAAGAACUGGUAACGACACAGACGCAAUUGUCCAACUUGCAAGGGCAGUUACAAAGAAAGGAGGCAGAUAUGGCAAACAUAGAGGAACAAUUACGACGAGAACAAGAACGAGAUAUUUACCUACAAAGUCAAUUAAGCGCAAGACAGGAACAACUGGUGGAAAAAGAGAGGCAAUUAGCUGAGUUGCAAAGACAACUAACAGUGAUGAACCAGCAAGUCACUUACCUGGAAAGACAUCUGACAGUGACAUACCAACAGGCUGCUGAUCUGCAUGGACAACUGGUAGCGAGAAACAAGCAAGUCAUUGAUCUUCAACGACAUGCAACAGCGAGAGACGAACAAGUUUCUGCCCUGCAAGGACACCUGGCAUCAAGCAACCAACAAGUUAUUGAUCUGCAAGGUCAAGUUACACAGAGAGACCAACAAAUUAGUGAUCUGCAAGAGCAAGUGAGGCAAACGGACGAACAAGUUACCGAUCUACAAAUACGACUCACAGCGAGCAAUGAACAAGCUACUCAUCUGCAAGAACAAGUAACAGCAGAGGACCGGGAAGCUACUGAUUUGCAAAGGCAAGAGACCGCGAGACAAGAGCAUGUUACUGAUCUGGAAGGACAACUGGCAGCGAGCAACGAACACGUUACUGAUCCGGAAGGAAAACCUAUAGCGAGCAACGGACAAGUUACUGAUCUGCAAAAAAAAGUGGUCGCAAGCGACCAAGAACAGGACACAGACCAACAGAUUAAAAAUGUUCAAGGACAAGUGGCAGUGAGUAGCGAGCAAGUUCCUGAUCUGCAGAGGCAAUUGACAACCAGCCGCCAACUGGUUACGGAUCUGCAAGGACAACUGACUGUGAGCAACAAACAGGUUACUGAUCUGCAAGAACAAUUGUUAGCGCGCAGCGAACAAGUUAAUGACCUGAAGGGAGAAAUGAUAGCAAGAGACCAACAAGAUGCUGAUCUCCAAAAACAACUAACUGAAAGCAACGAACAAGUUUCUGAUCUACAAGGACAAUUGGCAGCCAACGAAGAACUAGUUAAUUCUCUUCAAAGACAAGUAUUAACGAGUGACCAACAGGUUACCGAUUUGCAAGGACAACUGAUAGCGAGAGAACAAAAAGUGUUCGAUCUACAAAGACAAAGGACAGCGCAAUACCAGCAGGUUACUGAUCUUCAAGGGCAACUAGCAGCGAGAGACCAACUGAUAACUUUUCUGCAAGAAGAGGUUAUCUCGGGACAUGAACAAGCAACUGAUCUGCACGGGCAACUGACUGCGAGAUACCAAGACGUUACCGAUCUACAUGGGCAACUGACCGCGAGAUGCCAGCAAGUAACUGACUUGCAAAGACAACUGCCAGCGAGAUAUCAGCAAGUUGUUCUUCUACAUGUACAAGGGCAAGGGAGAGACAGAGACGAACAGGCUACUAAUGAUUUGCAAACACAACUUGAAGUGAGAGACCAACGGGUUACCGAUCUGGAAGAAGAGGUAACAACAAGAGACCAACAGGUUAUUGAUCUGCAAAGACAAGUUCGAGUGAGAGACCAACAAGGAGCUGAUCUGGAAGAAGGCGUGAUGGCGAGAGACCAGCAAGUAAAUGAUCUGCAAAGACAACUGACAGUGACAAACCAACAGCUAACUGAUCUAGAAGAACAAGUCACAGCUAGAGGCCAACAAGUAACUAAUCUAGAAGCAGACGUGACAGCGAAGGACCAACACGUUUCUGAUCUGCAAAGACAGGUGACAGCAAAGGACCAACUAGUUACUGUUCUGCAAAGACAAAUUAGAGCGAAAGACCAACAGGUGACUGAUCUCGAAGAAGACGUAAUGGCGAGAGACCAACGAGUAGAUGAUCUGCAAAGGCAAAUAACAGCAAAAGACCAACAAGUAAACAAUCUAGAACAAGAAGUGGCAGCAAGAGUCCAGCAAGUUUCUGAUCUGCAAAGACAACAGACAGCAAGAGGCCAACAACUUGUUGAGCUGCAAAGAGAAGUGACAGCGAGAGACCAACACAUUGCUGAUCUGCAAGGACAAGUGAAAGAUUCUGAUCUGGAAGGGAACAGGAAAAAGAAAGAUCGACAAGAUUCUGAUCUGGAAGAGAACAAAAAAGCGAAAGACGAACAAAAUUCUGGUCUUGAGGAGAACACGAAAGCGAAAGAUCAACAAGAUUCUGAUCUAGAAGAGAAAAAGAAAGCGAAAGACCAACAAGAUUCUGAUCAGAAAGAGGACAAGAAAGCGAGAGACCAACAAGAUUCUGAUCAGGAAGAGGACAAGAAAGGGAAAGACCAACAAGAUUCUGAUCUGGAAGAGAACAAGAAAGGGAAAGAUCAACAAGAUUCUGAUCUGGAAGAGGAAAAGAAAGCGAGAGACCAACAAGAUUCUGAUGUAGAAGAGGACAAGAAAGGGAAAGACCAACAAGAUUCUGAUCAGGAAGAGGUCAAGAAAGCGAAAGACCAACAAGAUUUUGAUGUGGAAGAGGACACGAAAGGGAAAGACCACCAAGAUUCUGAUCAGGAAGAGAACAAGAAAGCGAAAGACCAACAAGAUUCUGAUCUGGAAGAGAACAAGAAAGCGAAAGAUCAACAAGAUUCUGAUGUGGAAGAGAACAAGAAAGGGAAAGACCACCAAGAUUCUGAUCAGGAAGAGGACAAGAAAGCGAAAGACCAACAAGAUUCUGAUCUGGAAGAGAACAAAAAAGCGGAAGACCAACAAGAUUCUCAUGUGGAAGAGAACAAGAAAGCGAAAGAUCAACAAGAUUCUGAUCUGGAAGAGGACAAGAAAGGGAAAGACCAACAAGAUUCUGAUCAGGAAGAGGACAAGAAAGCGAAAGAUCAACAAGAUUCUGAUGUGGAAGAGGACAAGAAAGGGAAAGACCAACAAGAUUAUGAUCAGGAAGACGACAAGAAAGCGAAAGACCAAAGAGAUUCUGAUCAGAAAGUGGUCAAGAAAGCGAAAUACCAACAAAAUUCUGAUGUGGAGGAGGACAAAAAAGCAAAAGACCAACAAGAUUCUGAGGUUGAAGAGGACAAGAAAGGGAAAGACCAACAAAAUUCUGAGGUGGAAGAGAACAAGAAAGCGAAAGAUCAACAAGAUUCUGAUGUGGAAGAGGACAAAAAAACGAAAGACCAACAAGAUUCUGAUGUGGAAGAGGACAAGAAAGCGAAACACCAACAAGAUUCUGAUCUGAAAGAGAACAAGAAACGGAAAAAUCAACAAGAUUCUGAUGUGGAAGAGGACAAAAAAGCGAAAGACCAACAAGAUUCUGAUCAGGAAGAGGACCAGAAAGCAAUAGACCAACAAGAUUCUGAUGUGGAAGAGGACAUAAAAGGGAAAGGCCAACAAGAUUUUGAUCAGGAAGAGGAUAAGAAAGUGAAAGACCCGCAAGUUACUGAUCAUAAAUAGGACGUGACAGGAAGAGACUAGCAAGUACGUGAUCUGGAAGAGGUCUGGAGGAUUAUGAAAUGUGCUAGAGAAAGAGCGAGAGGAG
This is a messenger RNA of Orbicella faveolata, 13222 nucleotides long. RefSeq lists its product as uncharacterized. Lineage: Eukaryota; Metazoa; Cnidaria; Anthozoa; Scleractinia; Merulinidae. Gene Ontology annotation, molecular function: protein kinase activity; ATP binding. The record is from RefSeq and is a predicted model, not a curated record. Gene Ontology annotation, biological process: protein phosphorylation; necroptotic signaling pathway.